This is a messenger RNA of Aspergillus melleus, 1584 nucleotides long. RefSeq names its product NTF2 and RRM domain protein. The record is from RefSeq and is a predicted model, not a curated record. Lineage: Eukaryota; Fungi; Ascomycota; Eurotiomycetes; Eurotiales; Aspergillaceae. Gene Ontology annotation, cellular component: cytosol; Ubp3-Bre5 deubiquitination complex; ribonucleoprotein complex. Gene Ontology annotation, biological process: protein deubiquitination; ribophagy. Gene Ontology annotation, molecular function: mRNA binding. The transcript is spliced from 3 exons. The coding region runs from base 1 to 1584 and encodes 527 amino acids.
AUGGCCGACACAACUCAAGCUCCCAUCAACGGCGGCUUCCCUGCGCAACACGCCUAUCACGAUUCGUACAGCCACGCACAUGUCGCCGCCACCAAUGCUGCCAACUUUCAGCCUGCCCAGUCCUCUACUCCCACGAAUGCCCUCCCUGAACAGAAGAAUGGCAUUUCGAAGGACGAGGUUGGCUGGUACUUUGUCGAGCAGUAUUACACAACCAUGAGCCGUAACCCAGACAAGCUGCCGCUUUUCUAUGCUCGACGCUCCCAGCUCGUCUUCGGUACGGAGGCCGAGUCGGUCCCAGUCGCGGUCGGCCAGAAGGCUAUCAACGAGAAAAUAAAGCAGCUUGACUUCCAGGAUUGCAAAGUCCGCGUCUUGAACGUUGAUUCUCAGGCCUCUUUUGACAACAUCUUGAUUGCCGUCAUUGGCGAGAUCUCGAACAAGUCGGAGCCGUCUCGUAAAUUUGUGCAGACUUUCGUGCUCGCGGAACAGCCUAACGGUUACUACGUGCUCAAUGAUGUGUUCCGGUACUUGGUUGACGAGGAGGAGAUUGUGAACGAGGAGACCGCCCCGGCCGCGGCUCCGUCUGCUUCGGUUGAAGAGCCGGCUGCUGCUGCUGCUGCUGCUGCUGCUGAAGAGCCUGCGCAGCCCGAGCCCGAGUCUGCCCCGGCUGUCGACGUGCAGGAGACCGAAGCGCCUGCACCCGAGGUGGAGGAGAAGGCCGAGCCGGUCCAGGAGAACGGCGACGAGGCGCAACCCCAGGAGGUCGAUUCCCAAGUGAAUGGCGCCGAUGCCGAGAUCGUCGAGCCUGAGCAGGCGACUGCCGUUGCAGAGGAGGUUGAGGCUGAGAAGCCGCCAACCCCCGAGCCCACUCCCGCCCCGUCUGCACAGAAGGAGGCCCCCGCCCCUCCCAAGGAGAACGCGCCCCCGGCCAAGGCUCUCCCCAAGACCUGGGCCAACAUCGCAUCCAAGUCCGGUGCUCCGGCUCCCGUCGUUCCCUCUAUCCCCGCUGCUCCUGCUAAAUCUGCCCCCGCUACUGGCUCGCCCCAGCCGGCCGCUGCCGCCCCUGCCGCCCCCGCCACUCCUGCGCCUGAGAACGUUCCCAGCCAGCCUCCUUCCAAUGAUGGAUCCGGAUGGCAAACCGCCGGUCAUGAUCACAAGAAGACUCAGUCCCGUGCGGGUGAAGAACAGCCCGUUCUUGCUUACAUCAAGAACGUGAACGAAAAGGUGGACGCAAACCUGCUGAAGCAGACCCUCACCCGAUUUGGCAAGCUGAAGCACUUCGACGUGAGCCGUUCGAAGAACUGCGCCUUCGCUGAGUUUGCUGAGCCCGCCGGUUACGCCGCCGCCGUGGCUGCUAACCCGCACCAGAUCGGCUCCGAGCAGAUCUACGUCGAAGAGCGCCGUGCUCGUGGCAAUGCGUAUGGUGGAAAUGCCAAUUACACCGCCGGUCGAGGUGGUGUCGGCCGCGGCCGCGGCGACCGUGCUGGCAGCCAGGGCCGUGGCGGCUUCCAGCGCGACGGACGUGGAGGAUUCGCUCCUCGCGGCCGCGGGAACGUCAAGAACCGCAACCAGCCCCAGGCUGCCUAG